CGUGAACAGCGCUCAAACGGGGAGGACGUGGGAUGACAGUGUGCAGUGUGUAAUUAGAAGCAUCAUUAUAUUUUUUCAAAUGUUUCUAAUAUCGAAAUUAUAAAGUACAAAGUUAUUAGGUUAGGUUCCUCGUAGAGGCGCCGCCAUCAUGGCGUCGGACGAACAAUUUUCAUUAUGUUGGAACAAUUUCCACGCAAACAUGUCAGCAGGCUUUCAUGGCCUGCUGUCGCGUGGAGAUCUAGUAGAUGUAACGUUGGCUGCCGAAGGCAGGUUAUUACAAGCACACAAGCUCGUUUUAUCAGUAUGUUCUCCCUAUUUUCAAGAAAUGUUCAAAAUGAACCCAACUCAACAUCCCAUAGUAUUUUUAAAAGAUGUUAGUCAUUCUGCAUUAAGAGACUUAUUACAAUUUAUGUAUCAAGGUGAAGUUAAUGUUAAGCAAGAAGAAUUAGCGUCGUUUAUUAGUACCGCGGAACAACUUCAAGUGAAAGGUUUAACCGGAAAUCAAAAUGAAGAGAAUAGUUCCACACCAUCCAAACCAAAGCCGACGUCGAGGCCAGGCCCGAGGUCGUCACAACAAAGGCAAUCUGUUAUGACUAAGUUAGAGACUGAUUUAGAUUCUAAGCCCUCAUCAACUCCAGUAGCAAUUAAGCGACCAAAUAGGCCAUCAAUAGCAUCAAAUAAUUCGUCAUCUUCACAAAGUGGACCUGCGAAACGGAAAUGUGUAGACCCAUUAGAAGCCGGACCCUCUGGAUCAGCUAAAGAAGAAUUUGUAACGAUACCGGACGAAGAUGAAAACAACGCAGUGGCACCAAAAAUGGAACCCGAAUUUGUCAAUGAAAGCAUGUGGGAUGACGACGAAGAGGGUGCAAAUAACGAUGACACUACUUUCGGCGAAGAUGACUCUAAUAUGGAAAUGACUGGCUUUGAUGGUUCUGCAACUGGUGAUGGCAAUUUAACGGGGAGCGGCGAAGGAGGCGCUGUAGGUGAUGCACAAGGUAGGUUUACUUAUCUUUUAUCAAGGACUAUUUUAUCAAAUUGUUGAUAAAAUGGUUCUCUCGUGUAAUUUACAUGAUCAGAUUCUGAGAUGAUUGUUUAUUUAAUUUUAAUUUAGCCUGAUCAUGUAAGUUAUUAGACGUAGAAUGAAAUUUGUAAGUUAGCUUUUGUAGUUGUAGAAUUAGAUAUUGAUUUAGUAACCGUUUUGUAAGAGCUGUAUAGCUCCAACCCAGGUAAAAUCGUGUAAAGGUAUUAAGGUAAUAAAAGGUAAUAAAGGUAAUGGUAAUAAAGGUAUCAAGGUUAAGGUAAUGGUGGUAUGGUACUUGAGGUAAGGUUUAAGAGGUAAGGUUUUUUAUGGUAAGGUAAAGGUAAAUGAUGCGGUAUGGUAAUUAAAAAGGUAUUGGUAAAUUGUUUCAUGAUUUCAUUAUAAUAAAGGUACUGCAGGUAGUUUCCGUGUUGGAAAGCUACGGCAGUGCUGAAAAGGUAUCUUGGUAUUAUGGUUUUCAGUACAUGGUAUGGUUCUACAGACAAAUUUGCAGAAAGGUUAUGACCAAACGUAUGAAUGAAACGGGUUUGUAUAUUUCAGGGUACACCAAGUUACAGGAAAGGUAAUAAGUGUACAAUGGUAGAUUACUUUGUUCAGUCUAGGUGCCUGUGAAAGUGCCUAAUCUGUUCAAAAUAGUUUGCCAUGUUAUACUGGGUGUGUUAUCGG
Molecule: messenger RNA, 1705 nt
Organism: Ostrinia nubilalis (European corn borer)
Lineage: Eukaryota; Metazoa; Arthropoda; Insecta; Lepidoptera; Crambidae
Product: modifier of mdg4-like
Exons: 4
Coding region: 149-1042 (297 amino acids)
Biological process (GO): regulation of transcription by RNA polymerase II
Cellular component (GO): nucleus
Molecular function (GO): protein binding
Source: RefSeq, a predicted model, not a curated record